GGAAUCUUCUACAAGGAUCUGGUGGGGAAUGGAAAAGCCUUAUUAAUUUGCAAUAGUUUCCAAUAUUUUGGUUUCAUAAUGAGUAAUAUAUACAUCCAAGAGCCCCCAACGAAUGGAAAGGUUCUCCUGAAGACAUCAUGUGGGGAUUUGGACAUAGAGCUGUGGACCAAGGAGGCGCCCAAGGCAUGCAGGAACUUUAUCCAGCUCUGCAUGGAGGGCUACUACGAUGGCACCAUCUUCCAUCGCAUCAUCAGGAACUUCAUGGCUCAGGGAGGGGACCCUACAGGGACAGGUGAAGGAGGAGAGUCAAUCUAUGGUCACCCUUUCAGAGAUGAAUUUCACUCCAGGUUGAGAUUUGUGAGGAGGGGCCUAAUUGCUAUGGCUAAUGCUGGUCCCCAUGACAACAGCAGCCAAUUCUUCAUUACUCUUGGUCCUUGCGAGCAUAUACAGGGCAAGCACACCAUAUUUGGCAAGAUUGCAGGUGAUACCUUAUACAAUGCUGCCAAGCUAGGUGAAGUAGACAUUGGAGCAGAUGACAGACCAGUCUAUCCACCCAAGAUUAAAUCCACCCAGGUCCUUGCCAAUCCAUUUGAUGAUAUCAUUCCUCGUCAGCUGAAGAAGAAACAGGAGAAGGAAGAAAAGAAGUCCAAGAGUAAAUCAAAGGCAACAAAAAACUUCAGCCUACUUUCAUUUGGAGAAGAGGCGGAGGAGGAUGAGGAGGAAACAGUGAUCGCCAGCUCGUCUAUGAAGAACAAGAGCAAGAGUAUGCAUGAUUUGGUCAAGGAUCCCAAGCUUAGCUCAACCCCAGCUGUAGAGAUAGAGAAAGAGGAGAAACCGUCAGAUGAGGAGAAUGAUGAAGAUGACGAGGAUGGUGAAGAAGAGGAGUAUGAGAGGAAUAUAAGAGAGAAGAAGAAAGAAAUGGCGGACAAGAUUCGAUCCAAACUCAUUAAGGAGACAAAGAAGUCAAAGGAGACGGUAAAGGACUCACCGAAGGAAGAGAAACCAUUGUCAAGAAAGGAAGAGCUGCAAGAAGAGUCGAGAAAACUGAAGGAAGAAUUAAGAGAAGGGAGAAAACGGAAGCUAAAACAGGAAUCACAGCAAGAACAGGCAAAAGUAGAACAGGAAGAAGAAACCAAAGAAGAGGAAACUUCAGGCCAGGGAGAUGAACUGGAAGAGUUUCAUGCUCAGAAGAAGAAGUUUAAGGCCAAGAAGAAGACAAUGACCAAGAAGGGAUCUACAAGGGAACAAGAGACAUUGGCAAUGUUGGCUAAGUUCCAGAAUAAACUGCAUUCGGCCAUCUUGAAUAAGAAACCAGAACCAGAGAAGGAGGAUAAAGAGAAGGAAAAUGAAGAGAAGGAAGAAGGUGAAUACAGGGAAGGGGAAGAAGAGAAGAAGGAGGAAGGAGAGGAAGAGGAAGGAGAGAAUUGGUUGGUCCACAGUCUUCAGUUUGAGGAUCAUGAUGGCAAGGUCAAGGAUGCUAACAUGAAAGAUGCCGAUACAUUCUCCAUCUACGAUCCAAGGAAUCCGAUGAACAAGAGAAGAAGAGAGGACGGCAGUAAACAGAAGAAGAAAGAGAGGAGAUGAUAGUAAAAAGAUGAAGAAAGAGGGGAUAAACUGUCACUGUGCUUCAUGUCUUGUUUUUUAUGCAAACAAGGAACCAGUAAUAUUGCUACUGAGACCCAGUGGAGAGAGCACAGUAAACAGAAGAGAUGCAAUAGAAUGCCUUCAGUAUCUGUGAUCCAAGGAAUCUGAUGAACAAGAAAAGAAGGGAGGACAGUAAAUUGAAGAAGAAAAAGAGAAGGUGAUGGAAAGAGAAGAAAAGAGUAUUGUAGUAAACAGAUGGAAAACAGAGGAGAAACCAUCGCUGUGCUUCUGAGAACUUAAGAUGAAAAGAUAUUAAAACGAAGAGAAAAGACAAAAUAUGAUGGUAAAAAGAAGAGAAAGAGACAAGAAGUUGACACUGCUCCUCGCAACCUCUCUUUCAAAAAGCUUGAGUUGCUUUACGAUGCCACUUCGAACAUUUAUUCAUUGAACCAACAAUUGUGCUUCUGAAAGAAGGAUGCUGCUUUUAACACCAUUCAGUGAAAAUUAUCUUUAUGUAAGCAUUGCGAAUGCACCAGUAUGCAACUCUUUUCUACUUGUUGGAGAUGACCGCUUAUAAUCAUUAAAAGCUCAAUUUUAAGAAAUGAUGCAAGUGCCAUCAAGAUGCAGAUGUCGUUUCUGUUCAUUGAAGAUGAUAGUUGGAACCACCAAACACACUUAAAAGGGAACGUUCGACUUCAUGCGAUACGUCACAGAACGGGCCGUGUGCAAACACAAUGGCGACGUCCAAAAAUUCUCAGUGCUGAGAAAGACGAAGGAUUCUGAAGAAGAGUUACGUCCUCCCUUUCGUCAAAUGUAUGAGGUUUUAUAUUUCUCAGAUAAUGUUUUAAAUGGCCUACAAACUUAAAUUAAUAUGUAGUUGGAGGUUAAUUCCCCUUUAACAUGUUUACUUCUGAAUUCUCUCAUUCCCAUAGCCUCAAUACAGGAUCCAACCGGUUCCUGUAGGCAAUUAGUUAAGAAGUGUCGGGACGCACAAAGGUACAGACAUUUCUAAAAAAAUUGGUCUUACAUCAGUGCUUUCCCAGAGCCAAGGGAGAGGGGCUGAUCAGUAGAAGAGGAUAGAAUGAUGAUAGUGAUUUUAACUAUCAAAUUGCAAACAUUUAUUGAUUAACAAAGUUGUUGAUAAACAAAGUUGUUUCAUUUACAUUUUAAUCUGAUGUUUAUUGCAGUGGAUAUAAUAGUUAAACCCAUAGCUUAACUGUACUGUACUCAGAUUAAAAGAUAUAAAGAAGCAUUCAGAUGUA
This is a messenger RNA of Strongylocentrotus purpuratus (purple sea urchin), 2846 nucleotides long. Its product is annotated as spliceosome-associated protein CWC27 homolog. The record is from RefSeq and is a predicted model, not a curated record. The transcript is spliced from 11 exons. Lineage: Eukaryota; Metazoa; Echinodermata; Echinoidea; Camarodonta; Strongylocentrotidae. Gene Ontology annotation, cellular component: catalytic step 2 spliceosome. Gene Ontology annotation, molecular function: peptidyl-prolyl cis-trans isomerase activity. The coding region runs from base 79 to 1584 and encodes 501 amino acids. Gene Ontology annotation, biological process: protein peptidyl-prolyl isomerization; protein folding.